GUUUUUAUUUGUUUGUUUACCCAUGGAGGAUUGAGUAAACUCUUUGCAUCCACUAAAAUAAAAGGAAAUCUAUUUAUAAAAACAUAUAUAAACAGUAAAAAUAAGAACCUUGAAAAAGUUUUUUGUUUUUUUUUGGUAGAUAAAAUUUAGUGCUCUCCCUCUUCUUCUCAACCAAGAAGAAUAUGUCUGAAACCUAAUAAUCUCUGAAUCUCUCUCUCCCUCUUUCAAUUUUUUUUCCCCUGAUUCUCUCUCUCUCUCUCUCUGUUAAGAGAAAAUGAAAAACUCAAUGCGAUAAAGGCACUGGCGCAUUAACAGAGUUGCAGAAUCUAAAGUUAUAACCAGAAAGCAUUCCUCCCGAGACAUGACGACAACCGUGAAAGGCCUUCUCAAGGGCCUUCGCUACAUUACUCAGAUUUUCGACGAAGAGAAGGACCAGGGUAUGCAGAUCGGUUUUCCCACCGAUGUAAAGCAUGUCGCCCACAUAGGAUCCGACGGUCCCGCAGCAAAUACGCCAAGCUGGAUGACUGACUUCAAACCACAAGAAAACGAGAACGGCCAAGUGGUUUCCCGAGGAGAUGCCAAUAACAAUCCAGUAGGAGAAGGAGUUGGAUUACAAGAGUUGUUGCCUCCUCCCGAGAAACCGAAGCACAAGAAGACGAGGCGUAAAUCUGAGACGGCCUCGCAAAACGGUUCUCCGCCUAGGCGAAGCAGCAACGUGUCUUCAUCGGAUAUGCUACCGAAACACUCGAGACGUCACCACAGGAGUAGGCACGGGUCGAUAGAUUCAUCGAAUGAUCCAUCAGUCAGUAGGAGGCGUGCUGCCUCGGUUACGGUUAACGACAUGGAAGGUUCUUACCCUCUUUCAGACAGCUCUACUCAUCAUAGAAGGUCCACAUCACGUCACAGGAAGGUGAAAGGAUCAGGAGGAGGAGAGCUAUCCCUGAAGAAGACGAAAGCAAAACCCGAGAAUCCUAUUGUUCAACCAGUCGAUGUAUGUAACGAUAAUACCAGCGACAAAGACUAAGAACAUAGAAUGGUCUUGGUCACCCUCUGAGUGUGUAUCGUGAUUCUUGACUGUCCCAUAGAGAAAAACAUAUUUGUUUCACACAUACGAUGAUUAACCACCAGUGGGGUGAUGAAAUCAUAGGAGAGGUUCUAGUUGUUGCAGUUCUGGUCGAAACAGUGAUCAUUGGAUGAUUCUACUGAAGAAGAUUAAAGCUAGGGAUUAAAAAAAAAACGCACUUUUGAAUUUUCUUAAUAGUUUGGCGAUGUUAGAGAUGGACUAAACUAGGUAUUGGCGACAAUGGCAAGAGUUGUAGCAUAUUCAACUAUUGCGCGAGGAAGACAAUAUUGUGAUAAGAAAUUCCAUAAAGACUAGCGAAUUGAGUAGGAUAAUGUAUUGGUGAUAUCAUGAGUACCAAAAACGAUGAACAGAAAUGUACAUACCUCAAAAAGACUAAUCAACAAUAUUCUACUUCUUACGAAGAUCAAUGCCAGCUUUCUUGGCAACAGCGUCGAGACCGUUUUUCUCAAUGGUCUUCAAGGCCUUGGUCGAUAGCCGUAGUUUCACAAAACGUUUCCCAGCUUCCCACCAAACUUUUUUGUAUUGCAAGUUUACGAAUUGCAACUUCUUGGUCUUGUGGUUAGAGAAGGAUACUUUGUUCGCUCUGUUUGCCUUCUUCCCAGUAAAAGGGCAGAUCCUACGAGCGACGAUAGGUUGGAGGGAGGGAGCGGAAGGUAAAGCAAUACGAUUGAUGACGUCACUGCAACCAUGUGAUAUUCUCACGCCACUGAGUUGGGAGGUCAGAAAACCGAGUUCCGUUGAUGUCGCCACUGAUUUCGGCCGAGUAACGGAAGCAAUCCGCAGCCAUGGCCCUUGCGUCGCCAUUGUCGCCAUUUUUCUCAAGAGUUCACACAAAGGAUGUGAAGGGAAGAGAUAGAGAAUGGACCAGCACGGCGCCGUUUAACACUGAAAUGUG
Molecule: messenger RNA, 1979 nt
Organism: Thlaspi arvense
Lineage: Eukaryota; Viridiplantae; Streptophyta; Magnoliopsida; Brassicales; Brassicaceae
Source: the annotation of a GenBank genome assembly